AUGGCGUCAACAAAUACAGAUGAAGCUAUAGAAUCGGCAAAGAACAUAUUACACAACCUCACUGAUAUCACAACCGAGUUAUUGGUACAAGUUCAUGAUUUCCAAGGCACAGAGAGCUCCCGUGACGGGUUAGCUAUUGUGAUGAACUCCACUGUGGAAAACUUGGAAAAGCUUCAAAGGUCAAAUCUGACUGCAUUGGACAACGUUCAAAUACCUCUGGAUGUAGUACAAUACAUUGAAGAUGGAAGAAAUCCUGACGUGUACACUAGAGAGUUUGUGGAAGCAACGAGGAAAUCAAAUCAAUACUUGAGAGGCAAAAUGGUUGCAAUGAGACAACUACGGGACGUGUUGGCGCAAAAGAUCAGCACUGAGUUUUCAGAGUUAGAACCCUCGGUCAAGGAUAUAAUAGAGAGAACUAACGAUUGA
Molecule: messenger RNA, 426 nt
Organism: Williopsis jadinii
Lineage: Eukaryota; Fungi; Ascomycota; Saccharomycetes; Phaffomycetales; Wickerhamomycetaceae
Gene: NUT2
Product: mediator complex subunit NUT2
Exons: 1
Coding region: 1-426 (141 amino acids)
Biological process (GO): positive regulation of transcription by RNA polymerase II
Cellular component (GO): chromatin; mediator complex
Molecular function (GO): transcription coregulator activity
Source: RefSeq, a predicted model, not a curated record